This is a messenger RNA of Psylliodes chrysocephalus, 1347 nucleotides long. NCBI's taxonomy places the organism in Eukaryota, Metazoa, Arthropoda, Insecta, Coleoptera, Chrysomelidae. The record is from the annotation of a GenBank genome assembly.
AUGGCCGAGGAGGGCCCCAAAAUCAAGCCCGUACAGGGAGCUUACACCAGUAUAAUUGGACUAUGUCUUGGAGGACUGGUCUUCGGUUUGAUAAUGUUGGCAGUUACGUGGUACUGCUACAGGCGAAAAGUCCAGAAUUCGCACAAACGCCAUGGAUCCGAACAACCGCUUGCUUUUCAUACCCACAGGAGGCCUACAGCUGUUAAGAGUCCUGCUGGAGCUGCAGGUGGGACGCAUUAUUUGAAGAAGAGUCCCAGUCCAACCGGUCCUUCUAAAACACCUCCUGGGAUGUCCAGCCCUCAUACCCCCAGUCCAACGGGUAGCGUGGUCGGACCUUUGGAGAGCGGAGUAAUUAACAAUCCCCACCAUUUGGAUUCGAAACCAAUACAGGAACCGAUAGUCAAACCGGAAAUGGCCGUGGCCUAUAUUACCGAAAACGAGAAAAAUCUAGUUCCCACCAAAGAAGAGGUCGAGGUCAACGAGAAGAAUUUGGAACAGAACGCUUUGUAUUUGGGACAGUUGGUGUUCAAGUUGAGGUACAAAACCGAUAAAAAUGCCCUGAUAGUAUCCGUGGUGAGAUGCAGAGAUUUGCCGGCUAAAGACAGCAGUUUGGGAUCCAGCGAUCCCUACGUUAAGCUUCAGUUGCUUCCCGAUAAACAACAUAAAGUUAAAACCAGAGUGCUGAGAAACACCAGGAACCCCGUUUACGAUGAGGACUUUACAUUUUACGGCAUAGGUUUCAACCAGCUGCAAAAUAUCACGCUACACUUUGUGAUACUGAGUUUCGACAGAUACAGCAGGGAUGAUAUAAUAGGAGAGGUAUUUUGCGCUUUGAAUAGUGUUGAUAUAGCGCAAAUUGAGACUCAACAGAUGGCAGUGUGCAGAGAAAUCCAGGCUAGAAGUUUAAAGAUCAGAUCCCAAGGUAGAGGAGACAUUCUUGUGUCACUUUGUUGGCAGCCGGCGGCCAGCAGACUGACGGUGGUCAUUUUGAAGGCACGAAACCUUCCCAAAAUGGACGUCACCGGUCUGGCAGACCCUUACGUCAAAAUAUAUCUCCUACAUAACGGUCAAAGGAUUGCCAAGAAGAAGACGCACGUGAAGAAAAGAACCCUCGGUCCUGUAUUCAACGAAAGUUUCGUCUUCGAUAUUCCACAGGCUGGAGAAGGAUUGGAAGGUGUUAGUCUAGAAUUCUUACUCUUAGAUUGGGACAGAGUAACCAAAAAUGAGGUGAUAGGCAGGUUGGACUUGGGUGGCCCCAAAUGCACAGGAUCGGCCUUGCACCAUUGGAACGAAGUCUGUAACUCACCGCGUAGACAAAUAGCUGAAUGGCACAAAUUGAGAGAAUAA